This is a messenger RNA of Telopea speciosissima, 2464 nucleotides long. Its product is annotated as ELF3-like protein 2. NCBI's taxonomy places the organism in Eukaryota, Viridiplantae, Streptophyta, Magnoliopsida, Proteales, Proteaceae. Gene Ontology annotation, biological process: regulation of photoperiodism, flowering. The transcript has 4 exons. The record is from RefSeq and is a predicted model, not a curated record. The coding region runs from base 53 to 2410 and encodes 785 amino acids.
GGUUCGUGUAGUUGGGUUUUUUUUUUUGUUGAAGUCGUGAAAGAGAGGGAGGAUGAAGGAGGGAAAAGAUGAGGAGAAGAACAUGAGUCCUUUGUUUCCGAGGCUCAAUGUUAAUGAUACCGAGAAAAGAGGGCCAAGGGCACCCCCGAGGAACAAGAUGGCCCUAUAUGAACAAGUCAGUGUACCUUCUCAGAGGUUCAAUUCUUGGUUGGCAUCAACUUUGCCCCUCCCGCCUGAUAACACUAGCACUGUGGUUCCUUCAACGUCCACCGGUCAGGGUGGAGGCAAUGAACGGAGUGUUUUUCCCCCCCAUUACGUUCCUUCUCCCACACCUACUCAUUCGACUGAGAAGCUUCAUUCUUAUUCUUCCGAUGGCGUGAAUUUGAAUGCAUCAAUGGCAGUGUUUGAGCGGAAAUCCAUGAAAAAUGGAAAUUAUCGAACUUCUGAUGCUACGGGGAAUAUGCUGUCGACUCCUGAGUGCAAUUCAUUCCAACUGCCCAACUUCUCCAACUCUAAGAACUCUGGUCAAAGGAAGCUUGUUGAUGAGGACGAUGUAAAGGUUCCUACCUUUAUCCACCCAGAAGAUGCUUCUUGUUCUAAUAAGGAUCUGCCCAGGAUGGAGGGGGAAAGACUUGCUUCCUUCUGCCCCACUAACCAGGGUCGUUCCCCAAUGAACAGUCCGCUGAAACCUACGGCUACAACUAGCAAUUUGUUAAGACAACCUCAGAAUGUUGGCGAUAAGAACUCAAAAUGGUCCAGCACCACAGACAUGAGGUCAAGUCAACAAAUACAAAACCAGAGUGAGGAGAAUCUAGAAGGGUCUAUCAUGAGUAGGGAGUGCGCAGAAGUGCCUGCAUCGCACCAACUGACUAGAAAAAAGGUUGCCAAGCCCUUAACCUAUGCUGAUGGAUUUGAAAAUCUAGAACAUCAAAGUAGUCCACUGGAUGACAUUGGAAGAGUAUGUGAUACUGGUCGAUAUGUACAACAGGAAUAUAGAGCUGGCUUGGUCCGAGGCAACACUGCCUUUGGUGAUGAAAUUUCAGUCGAGCCUGUGGGGUUGGAAAAGGGAAAUAUCACUAGGGUGAGAAGUGAACCCUGUUCCAGAAUAUCACCUGGAAAUAGCCACAGAAAUCCUGAUCAGGAUGAAAAUGGGAGUGAUUACCAUGAAGAUAAUGCACAUGGGUCAUUACGAGUGGGAGAUGUGGAUAGAGAUGAUGAUGCCUCUGAGACCUCCAUGGUAGACUCUACAUUGGCAUUUGAGAUAUCCUCUGAUGAUGUUGUAGGAGUGAUUGGACAGACGCAUUUCUGGAAAGCAAGAAGAGCAAUUGUCAAUCAACAAAGGGUGUUUGCUGUUCAAGUGUUUGAGUUGCAUCGAUUAAUAAAGGUUCAGAGAUUGAUUGCUGGUUCGCCACAUCUGUUGCUUGAGAAUAACCAUUAUCUGGCCAAACUUUCUUUAAUGGUGUCUCCAACAAAGAAGCUGCCUUCUGAGCAUGUUCUGAAACCACCACAGCAGAAUGUUGAGCCAAAAGCUGAUUGUCAAAAGCCAAACUGUAGUACUGAAUGUGCUGAGAAUGCAGUUGGGGAGCCUACUGUUCCUUCUCUAGACAAUGAUAUCAACAGGGGAAUUGUUAGUCAACAUUCCAGCUUUGGGCCAUAUUCUAGAAAUCCACCAGUAGUACCUGUGGUUACUGAUAGUAUUAUGGGUCCUUGGUGUUUCCAUCCACCUCCAGGGAAUCAAUGGUUGGUUCCCUUUCUCUCUCCGUCUGAAGGUCUUGUCUACAAGCCAUAUACAGGGCCUUGUCCUCCUCCUCCUGGUUUCAUGGCACAAGUAUAUGGAGGCUGUGCGCCUCUAAGCCUACCUCCAGUGGCUGGAAAAUUCAUAAAUUCUGCAUAUGGAGUUCCAGCUACUCACCAAGGGAAAAGUAUUCUUCCUGGCACUCCUCCAGUUGGUCAGACCUACUUCCCGACGUAUGGUAUUCCAGUCAUGAGUUCAGUUAUGUCUGCCGCAGCUGUUGAACAGGCAAGCCUAGGUGCUUGGCUGCAUGGGCAAGCAGAACAGUUAACAGGGGAGGCCAACUUCAACAUGCACCAACAAAGAUCAGCUGUUGAUAGUGGUAUGUGGAAGUUUGAAAGAUCCAAAGAUAGUGAAUUACAAGGGAGUACGGCAAGCAGUCCAAGUGAGAGGGCACCAGGAGCAGGGCCAGGACAUGUAGAUGAAAGGGAUACUCUCCCGCUCUUUCCCAUGGCUCCAGCUGUGCAGAUUUCUGAUCGACAUCCCCAGGUUCACAGAAGCGACCAACAGAUCCGAGUGAUCAAGGUUGCACCAUACAACUCCAGAUCUGCAACUGAGUCGGUGGCACGGAUUUUCCGGUCCAUACAGAAAGAAAGGCAGCAAUAUGAUUCUGUUUAGUGCAUGAUCUGAUAUUUAUCUCCAGCCCAAAUCCCAUGACCCCAUGACUAAUCA